CGUCACCUGUGGGAACGGUAACCAGAAACGGACCCGCUCUUGUGGCUACGCAUGCACUGCGACCGAAUCUAGGACCUGCGACCGUCCAAACUGCCCAGGCAUUGAAGACACUUUCAGGACGGCGGCCACCGAAGUGAGUCUGCUUGCGGGAAGCGAGGAGUUUAAUGCCACUAAGCUGUUUGAAGUCGACACAGACAGCUGUGAGCGAUGGAUGAGCUGCAAAAGCGAAUUCCUGAAGAAGUAUAUGCACAAGGUGAUCAAUGACCUGCCCAGCUGCCCCUGCUCCUACCCCACCGAGGUGGCCUAUAGCACCGCAGACAUCUUUGACCGCAUCAAGCGCAAGGACUUCCGCUGGAAGGAUGCCAGCGGACCCAAAGAGAAGCUGGAGAUCUACAAGCCCACGGCUCGCUACUGCAUCCGGUCCAUGCUGUCGCUGGAGAGCACCACUCUGGCUGCCCAGCACUGCUGCUAUGGCGACAACAUGCAGCUCAUCACCAGGGGCAAAGGGGCAGGGACGCCCAACCUCAUCAGCACUGAGUUCUCUGCUGAGCUGCACUACAAGGUGGAUGUGCUGCCCUGGAUCAUCUGCAAGGGCGACUGGAGCAGGUACAAUGAGGCGCGGCCGCCUAACAACGGGCAGAAGUGCACCGAGAGCCCCUCGGAUGAGGACUACAUCAAGCAGUUCCAGGAGGCCAGGGAGUACUGAAGGGAUGGCAAGGUGCGCAGGUGCCACCUCCGGUUUUGAGGCACACACGUACUGCACUGAUCGCCACGUCUUCCUGUGUGUUUAAGUGUAUAUUUGUAUAUAUCACAUGAGUAUUUUUUAUGAAUUACACAAGGGAUGUGCAGCAGGCCCGUGUAACACCUGUGGGAAGCCACGCUUACCAUGCAAGGAUCUCCGUGGAGGUGGCCAUGUGGGCAGGAGGUUGGGACACCAGAGCAACCAGAGGAGGAGCCCUCUAGGCUCAAGGGUGUGAUCCAGUGUUUCCAGACACACAAAGGAGGAAAGAGACUGAAGCUGUAAACAUUAUAAGCAGUUUUUAUAUAUAACUUAUUUAAUACAAACGUGACUUGAGCUUAACCUUUUCUCUGGAGUUGUCAUUGUAAAGCUAUUUAAUCACUUUGCGAGAAUCAGAAAGAGCAGGGCCUAGGGAAGUGGGAGAGAAAAGGAAUUUUGCAAUGGUUUCCUUACAGAUAAAUAGUGCAAUGGAAACAUAUCCAAACAAGAAAACGCCCAUGUUAAGCCAAAUGUUGUGUAGUCAUACGGCACCUUGCUGGAGUCUCAGAUUCCAAAUUUCUCUUGCCUUAGACUGGGUAUUUGUAGGGGCAAAUCUGAGCCCUGGCUUUAAAUAGACUUUAAAAGAAAAGAUGAACGUUAGCAUAAUGCUCUGAUUUUACUAAAAGGCCCCCCAAACAGUAGAAUUUCUGCUCGUGUCUAUAGUAGGUUCAGAAGAUUGCAGUAAGUUCAGAUGUAAAAAGAGUAGCACUUUUCCAAAGGAAAAAAGCAAAACAAAUGCAAAAAGAACAGGGACCUCAUUUCACCUAAUAAUGUUUUCUCCACCAGUAUAUCCCCAGUAAAUACAAUAUAGAAAGGGAAGGGGUAAGCUGAAGUCUGGGAAAUCCUCAUUUUUUUAUGUUUUAAGAAAGAAGAAAACUGCAUUAUUUUUGUAAAGUAUUUAUUGAGUCGUUGGGUCUUGUGCAUCAAGCAAUUGUAAGAUGAUCUGGUUCUGUAGGGUAAAACUUAGGACAAAUAAAGAUUGGGUUCCUAUGCAAUAUUUUACUUGCAAAACUCCAGGAAAAGAGAGUAUAUAAUAAAAUCAUAAUAAAAUGUG
This is a messenger RNA of Chinchilla lanigera (long-tailed chinchilla), 1832 nucleotides long. Its product is annotated as hemicentin-1-like. Lineage: Eukaryota; Metazoa; Chordata; Mammalia; Rodentia; Chinchillidae. The record is from RefSeq and is a predicted model, not a curated record. Gene Ontology annotation, biological process: cell adhesion; axon guidance. Gene Ontology annotation, cellular component: plasma membrane. Gene Ontology annotation, molecular function: protein binding.